This is a messenger RNA of Cooperia oncophora, 264 nucleotides long. The record is from the annotation of a GenBank genome assembly. Lineage: Eukaryota; Metazoa; Nematoda; Chromadorea; Rhabditida; Trichostrongylidae.
AUGCAAUUCGAUCAAGCUGAUCUUGGACUGGCUCGUGAUUACUACUUGAACCAGAGCAAAGUGAAUCUCCUCAGAGAGUACGCCAAUCGUCCAAGUUGCGAUAGAAAGAUUAAGCAAGAUGUUGACGAGAUCAUCAAAUUCGAAACGAAGAUUGCGAAGAUAAUGGUAGCUGAAGAAGAUAGGAAAAACCACACUAGAAUGUACAAUCUUCGUCGUCUUAACGAUAUGGAUAAACUGACACCCAUGGUGGGUAGACGUUUCUAA